Trypanosoma rangeli is the source of this 1290-nucleotide messenger RNA. RefSeq names its product SET and MYND domain-containing protein. The transcript has a single exon. The coding region runs from base 1 to 1290 and encodes 429 amino acids. The record is from RefSeq and is a predicted model, not a curated record. Gene Ontology annotation, cellular component: nucleus. Gene Ontology annotation, molecular function: protein binding. Lineage: Eukaryota; Euglenozoa; Kinetoplastea; Trypanosomatida; Trypanosomatidae.
AUGGGGCGGCUUCGGACGGCGUGGGUGGCGCGUGAGUCCUUGCGGGAGCUGAAUUUUUUUUUGCGUCAACGAGCCUGGCACUUCACUGCGAGCGGCAAUUAUGCUAUUGCAGCGGAUUACAUUAUUCGCCUUUUGAACCGUCGUCCGAGGGAUCCUGCAGGGCUUCUUUUAGGCGAGGUGGCUGCAAGGUUUUCAAAGCAGGAUGUGUUUGUUGCGAAGUGCAGGGAGGCGCAGCAGCGUCUGUGCGCGCAGAGGGGCGUCGCAGAUGCACUGCAGCUUGUGGCUGAGGAGGCAGAGCGGGAGAAGUUGCGUGCAUUGCUGGCGAAGGCGCGGGAGGCACCGGAGGUUGUGGGUGCUGCUGAGGAGCAAAUCGUUGUUUUGGAAACGGAACCUUUUGUGGAAACGCAAGGCGCUGUGCGCACCAUGGCGCAGCGCGCGGGGGGUUCGCCUCUUGUGGAGCUGCAACAGCCGAAGCAAAGUGUCUACGGCCGGGGGAUUUAUGCCCUGACGCGUAUAUCGUCUGGCACGCCAGUGAUGGUCGACCAGCCAUUUUUUGUGCAGCGGAUGCGGGGUGACGUCUGUGCGCACUGCCUGGCCACGCUUGGUAGGAGCGGUGGUGCCACACGUGGUGUGCCGUGUGGGCAUUGCAACCGGGAGACGUAUUGCAGCGUGGCCUGUCGAGAUGCGGCGUGGCGCGAGUACCACGUCUGCGCCUGUAGCUCCCGCAACAAAAUGUACGCCGCGUGGGAGGAUGCGAUGCGUGAGCGGUUGCUGUCGGAUGACAUGGAGGGGUCGCGUGCGGCCCUUGCCUGUCUUGCCGUGGCCAAACUCUGCGCCCUGUCGACGGUGCAGCAGGUGCACCCACUCGCGUUGCCGCGACUCCGCUCUCUGCGGGGGCGCGCGGACUACGACGCGGCCACAGCCCUCACUGAGGUUGGCGCACUUGCCGUGGCGCUGGCGACGGCGCUCCGCCAGACGCAUCUUUACAUGGAGGAGGUGCUGUCGCUUUUUGCGAUUGUGCAGACAAAUGAGUUUGUGCUUCCAAGCGGCACAGCCCUGUACCAUGGUUACUCACUUCUCAACCACAGCUGCGAGCCAAACUGUGCGCUAGUUGGUUCCGACGCAGCCAACCGUCGUCUCGUGACACUGCGGGAUGUGAAGGAGGGGGAGCAGUUGUUUAUUAAUUAUAACGCCAGCCUCACGACGCGUGCGUCGUACGCCGACCGACGUGCACUUUGUCAGCAACGGCACUUUGAGUGCUUCUGCCUUAAGUGUGUCCGGCGGGAGUGA